AUGCAGCCCGAGGCGUCUGCGCCCGACCCCAGCGCCGUUGGGGCUUCAUCGCCACCCCUCACUCCUUUCCGACACCCGCAGCCGCUUACGGCCGCCGACGGCGAGGACCGCCUCCGCCUCCGCCGCAAGCUCAGUCCGAGCAUGAUUAGCCUGCAUAUCAAAACGCCGUACGCAGAGCUCGGCGCCAGCACCCCCAUCUCAUGGGAAGUGCCGACGACCAUGUCGGUGGGAGCGGCGAAAGACGCUCUCGCAGACGGAUCGGCAGGCUUCGGCGCAUGGGAGCGCGAUGGGAUGCGCCUAAUCUGUCGGGGUCGAAUGCUCGAGGACUUUGAGAUACUCGGCCGCGCGCUGCCCAAGGGCGAGACACCCACGCUGCACCUCGUCGCCCGCCCGCAGAAGAACGCUGCCCCCUCCCCUCCGGCUUCUGUGCCCGCUGUCUCGGACGCCCCGACUAGAACCGCUUCGCCACCUGCCCCUCAGCCGUCUGCCACUGCCGCUGCGCUGGCUGACACUGUACACUACCUCCUGUUCGCUGCGCGUGAACACCUCUGCGCAUUGCUCGGACAGCAAAACAUCGCCUGGGACGACAUGCACCCCGCCCCGACUGUCGAGCGCCGAGUCGCACGAGAAGCUGUCGCAAGCGUCCUUCGCUCAAUGGCUCCCGGCUCUGGCUGGGAGGCAGUGCUAGAAGGCGACGACGGCGAUCUGCGUGCGGUCUGGACCGGUCUUGGCGAGAAGGGCGUGCGUUCCGAGAUUGAAUCGCUGUGGAAAACGGCGACUGGUCGACCCUAUGCCGCUGAGGGCGAUUCCACGCCUGUUGAGUUUGACGAGAAGACCGUCACUCUGAACCUGCCUUCAUCGGGCAUGGUUCCGUCGCAGUUGACGCAUCUCCUCCUCUAUCUGCGCCUGACCGUGCUUCUCCCGCAUCUGACCGACUCGCUCCAGGCCGCCCAGUCGCCCUCCACCACGACUGCGCUGCCUUCAUACUCGCAACGGGUCAACCAGUCCCCUCCGGCGGCGCCUGGUGGGUCUUUGACACCUACUCUCACUGGGCCGUCGAGCGGCGCGCCGAGCGGAUCCGGCAACCAACGUGCCGAGCGUGCGCUGGAGCAGCGCGAGGGUCGCCGCCGUCGUCGGGACCGCGACGACGUCGUCGUGCGCGAGUACGGCGCCGACGGCGAGAUCCAACCGGAGCGUGAGCGUGAGCCCCGACGAGAGCGCGAACGGGAGCGUGAGCGCCGUCGAGGCGGCGCAGGAGCGAGACGCCAAGCGCCCGCCCCGCCGCGCGAGAGCGAUUGGGUCCGCCUCCCGCUCUACCAUCUCGAUGUGGAUAACCGGCAACUGCGCCUGCCUCCGAGCGCGCUCGAGAUUCCGCAAGGAGCGAACGGCAUGCCCGGCCCGACGCCUGUGCCCGACCUGCGCCGCGCGCCCGCGACCCAGCCGGGAUGGUUCAAGACACACAUCCUCCUGCCACUGUAUCUCUGGUUCCUGACGCUUAUUCCGGACUUUGAGGUGCGGCGCGCUCGCGCAAUCAGGCAGAGGGAACGGGCCAUCCGCGCGCUGGUCAAUGAGCGCCGCGGCCAGUCUGCGAAUGUGCCGGAAGGGCAGAGCGCAGAGACGCAGAGCCAGUGGCUGCCUGAUGGUAUCUCGCCCACGGCCAAGAGGUACUAUGAGCGCGUCAUUGCGCGCCCCGAGUCGAUCGACUGGGACGAGGAGCGCGAGGCGCAGCGCGCCAUGGACCUGCCUGAUGAGGAGGAGCAGGAGGAGCGCUUCGCCAUGUUGUAA
Messenger RNA from Trichosporon asahii var. asahii CBS 2479, 1785 nucleotides. RefSeq lists its product as uncharacterized. NCBI's taxonomy places the organism in Eukaryota, Fungi, Basidiomycota, Tremellomycetes, Trichosporonales, Trichosporonaceae. The transcript has 2 exons. The record is from RefSeq and is a predicted model, not a curated record. The coding region runs from base 1 to 1785 and encodes 594 amino acids.